Ostrea edulis (European flat oyster) is the source of this 3307-nucleotide messenger RNA. RefSeq lists its product as uncharacterized. The transcript is spliced from 3 exons. The record is from RefSeq and is a predicted model, not a curated record. Lineage: Eukaryota; Metazoa; Mollusca; Bivalvia; Ostreida; Ostreidae. The coding region runs from base 81 to 1934 and encodes 617 amino acids.
AAUUUCCGGUUUUUUGCCGCCAUCACACGGAGGUAUUCAACUGAACAGUGAACAAAUACCAGAAAAAAUGCAAGUUUGGAAUGAUGGAAAAAACCAUCUCGGAGGAACUGAAUAUUCCAAGAAAUGUGGAUGAGUUUGAUACCAGUAUCCUACAACAUGUGACUGAUGAUGAGGAGGCAAAACUAUUUGCCAAUAUAAUUGAUUUUAAAGCUGGAAGAUGCUUCAUAAAAACAAAAUUCCAUCAUGUUUUCAUUAAUAUGAUUGAUCGUAUUUACAAGAAGUGUAGGAAACUUUGGAAUAAUGUUACAGGAUUACAGGGACUAGGGAAAACAUCUACAGUUUUGUAUUAUGUUUUAGACUGCAGGAGAAAAAAAGACAGUGGGAUUCAUUACAUUGAUCUAAAUGAAAUUGAAAAGAGAGAUAAAAAUUUGGCGAAGUUCACUUCCUUCUCUGAGAAUUUUCAAGCUGCAGAUUGUCUUGUUAUAGAUCAUAUGACAAUUUUUAACUCCCACUAUACUGACAAAAUCAAAAGCAUACUUGAGGAUAAAGACAUUAAAUUUAUUUUGAUCCAGACAGGAUUUACUGCCACAAGUCUACACAAAGGUGAAAUUGACUGUGGAAAAGAAUUACAACUAGAUGAAGGAGACUUUUUGAAAAUCUGGAGUGGGUCUCUAAAAGCAUUAGACUCUAAAGAUGAAGGCCUCGCACAGAAAGGAAAAGAUGUGUACGAUGUGUUUUCUAAACACUUCAUAAUGACCCCUAGAUUACUUCAUACUGUCUUGGAGUUCAUGUAUGCAUUUGGAAAAACAGUUGAGCAAGCCUGGGUACUAUAUACAAAAGAAAUCCAAGAAGAAAUAGCUAAUUUUAAAGGAAGUGGAAACAGUGCCGUGUAUGACAAAUUUAUGCUUCAUACCACUAUUUUACUUCGAUAUAUUCCUGAUGAGGGAGAAUACAUCUUUACAGAAUCACAAGUGAGACAACUCAUGAUAGCUAUCAACAUCUUUCAUUUGGACAUUCACAGGGUUACACAAGAAGAUUUAGAAAACAAUUCCAGGAUUAUUGAACUAGGUAUACAGGAGGGAGAUGUAGUUGUGAUGGUACAGCAUCUUCAACCAUAUCUAGCACGUGAAUGGCGAGAAAGAUUGCCAUAUAGUCUGGAAAAGGUCUUACAAAGUGCUAGUAGUGAUGAAAUUUUUUCUGUUAUGUUCCAAAAUGGUGGGGCCAGAAAGGAGUUUGAAAAAUUAUUGGUUAAUGUCCAAAAGGUAAAAGGUAUUGUUUUGCUGCCUUUCAUAAACCAUACUGUGGCAACUUCAUAUCAACCCUCUGAAACUCAGUUUUAUGUUUCACAAGCAAAGUUGGAUGAUUGGCUUCUUCUAAGAAUUCCUUCUGGAAAAUUUCUCCAUCCAGAUCGACAGAUCUUAGAUGACUUUGGGAGAAAUGUUCCUUCAAGUAUGAAGGGCCUUGAAAACAUUGUUUUUAUGGUAGCUUUGUAUGUUAAAAAACUUACAGCUUCAACAGACAAAUUUGUUGUCUACCCAGAGAUCCAAAAAUUUUUGGGAAUUGAUUACUUUGUGUUUGUUACUAUCAAAGAGGAAACGGAUGUCUGCACUCCUGCUAAGAUGUCACGACCCAGCAGAAACUCAGUUCUUUACCUUAUGCAAGUUGCAACUGGUGCUACUCACAGCGGAGAUACAAUUGGUCGAGCUUUGGAUGUUGUGAAGAGUGUCUUUUCAGAUACAACAAUUACUAUCCAUGUUGUCGUCAUUAUUGCAAGGAGUGAUGCCAAUGCAUAUCCAUUAACAAAGUGCAGCUUUGAGAAUAUCACAAUCCUAAACUUGUAUGAGGAAACCCCUAGCUGUCUCCAAGAACUCUUGCAGUCCGACAAUCUCUUGCAUAACUUUUAUUUACAACUGGUGAGAAAGAAGCAAGAUUGAUUAUACACGUAUAUGUGUAGCAAAAUGGAUUUUUAUACAGUCUUUAAUAGAAGGGUUAUAAAUGGUUUAUGAGUUCACAGAGGGCUGAAAAUUCAUCUUGCUUUGCAUUAUAUUCCUGUGCAGGUUCCAUUUGCUGUAAGUUAAAAUGUGUUUUUAGCUCACCUACCUGAGCUGAAAGCUCAAGUGAGCUUUUCUGAUUGCCUGUUUUCUAUCUGUAAAUUUUUUACAUUUUCGACUUCUUCUCCAGAACCACAAGGCCAAUUUCAACCAAACUUGGCCAAAAGCAUCCUUGGGUGAAGUUUGUUCAAAUGAAUAGCCAUGUCCCUUUCAAAGGGGAGAUAAUCACAAAAAUAGGGUGGGGUCAUUUAAAAAUCUUCUUCUCAAGAACCACUGGGCCAGGAAAGCUGAAAUUUACACGAAAGCUUCCUGACAGUGCAGAUUCAAGUUUGUUAAAACCAUGGCCCCUGGGGGUUGGAUGGGGCCACAACAGGGGAUCAAAGUUUUGCAUACAAAUAUUUUAGGGAAAAUCUUUAAAAAUCUUCUUCUCAAGAACCACUGGGCCAGGAAAGUUGAUAUUUACAUGAAAGCUUCCUGAUAUAGUGCAGAUUCAAGUUUGUUAAAAGCAUGGCCCCCGGAGGUUGGAUGGGGCCUCAAUAGGGGGAUCAAAGUUUUAUGUACAAAUAUAUAGGGAAAAUCUUUUAAAAUCUUCUUCUCAAGAACCACUGAACAAGAAAAGCUGAUAUUUACAUGAAAGCUUUCUGACAUAGUGCAGAUUCAAGUUUGUUAAAACCAUGGCCCCUGGGGGUUGGAUGGGGCCUCAAUAGGGGGAUCAAAGUUUUAUGUACAAAUAUAUAGGGAAAAUCAUUUAAAAUCUUCUUCUCAAGAACCACUGAGCAAGAAAAGCUGAUAUUUACAUGAAAGCUUUCUGACAUAGUGUAGAUUCAAGUUUGCAAAAAUCAUGGCCUCCAGGGGUAGGUUGGGGCCAUAAUAGGGACUAAGGUUUUACAUGCAAAUAUAUAUAUGGAAAGUCUUCAGAUAUGGGCCAAGGGGACUCGGGUGAGUGAUGUGGCCCAUGGGCCUCUUGUUUGUCUAGCCAAAGAAGUAAUAUUCAUUAAAAUUCUUAACAUUUGAUCAACAAUUAUACUACUUCUUUUAAAUUUCCUUCUUUAUAAGCUGCCUUGUGGUUAUGCCCUCUGGGCCCAAAAUUGGAAUAAGCUAAUCUUAUCUAUACUAUUUUAUGAUGAAGUUAUAUUAAAUAUAGUAAGACUAUUUUUGAAUCAGGCAAUUGAAGUCUAAAAACUUUAGAAUGAUUUACAUCUACUUAAAGAGAUUGGUAUUCUUGUAAACUUUAAAUAAUAAUUUUCAUAUUUGUA